This is a messenger RNA of Lactuca sativa (garden lettuce), 537 nucleotides long. NCBI's taxonomy places the organism in Eukaryota, Viridiplantae, Streptophyta, Magnoliopsida, Asterales, Asteraceae. The record is from RefSeq and is a predicted model, not a curated record.
AUGGCGAGAAGAACUAAGAGUCCCACUCCUCCUGGCUCAGAAAAUGACAAGGAUGAUGAAGAAGAGGAGGAUCAUCCUGAAUCACCGAGAGGCAAUACAACUCCCAAAUCCCCAACUCCAACCGACCCCAUCCAUAACAAAAUUCCAACCCCACCUCCAUCACCGAAACCAACAAUUGCAGUUUCGGUUCCUAUCGAUCAUCCACCUACUACUUCACAACCAACGAUUUCUUUACCACAAACUCCACCAGUUACCACUAUUCCAAUUUCUACAUCACCAUUCCCACCUCCCAUAAUUUCACAAUCAACCACCACUACUAUUCCUGACCCAACAGUGGAAGUCAACGUAUCUGAUACGGGGGCAACUGCUACAACCGAAACACCAGUCAUCACUAAACAUCUUUCACCUAUCAACUCAACUGAUUCUGGUGCCACUCUCGGUGGAGAAAAUGAAGAAUUUGACUCAACAUACUUUAGUCCAUAUCAGCUUCCUUCUGAUGAAGACAAUGAUGCUCCUAUCAACCGCCAACAUUUAUAG